AAACUGAAUAAUGAUCAGGAGAAGCCAGGGAAGAAGCUGUGCAGAGCAGAUGGAGCGAUAAAAAGCAACAUGGAUCAUAAGUUAAGCUCUAUGUCUGAAAUUGGGCAGACUGAUGAGAUGGAGAUCAAAAAGAAGAAAAAGGCUGUUAGGACUCUGAGCGUCACCAGCAUGCUGAAAAAGUUUCAAAAAGAAAGGAGAGAGAGAGACAGAAGAGAGCGAGGGACAAGGCAGCUGCAAAUCUGGGUGCAACAGUAACCCCUCUGUUUCCUGCAGAUGCAGGUGGGGGUGGAGGCAUGGGGCUAACUGACCCUCUUCUCAGUUUAAUUGGUUCAACCAAUGACCAAGCUCUGAUUCAAGCAGCCAGCACAGUAGAUUUUGAUAUUGAUCUGGACUCUCUGUUAGAAGUCAGUGAAGAGAUCUCAUCGCCUAAAUCACUUCCUCAACCAGCAUUAGAGAUGCAGCUGAUCCAAAGCAAAACGGAUGAUUCCGUGCAGCUCGACACCUUUUCUGAUCCCAAAACCCGAACUUCAACUUCAAAGAAUAAUUUUCUGGAGAAAUGUGAACCAGAGCAAACCCAGCUUGUGUCAGAUUCCAGUUCUACAUCACAGAGCGCCCCGCUGCCAGAGGGACUUCCUCCAGCACUGAAAGACAGCAUUAGAAACCUCACAGUGGCGGCCAAGAUAUCAGAGGGAGAGUCAAAACUCAAGUUCUUCAGUCCAGAUAUCAACUCAAUCCUGCUAGACAUUGAGUUACAGUGUCGGGAGCAGAGUGGGUCACUGCGCUCCAAGGUGUACAACACCUGUCGUCUUUCCUGCCCUGUAGCAGAGAUACGCUUCUCAAACGUGUAA
Molecule: messenger RNA, 848 nt
Organism: Maylandia zebra (zebra mbuna)
Lineage: Eukaryota; Metazoa; Chordata; Actinopteri; Cichliformes; Cichlidae
Source: RefSeq, a predicted model, not a curated record